Alligator sinensis (Chinese alligator) is the source of this 536-nucleotide messenger RNA. It is a transcript of the gene CUNH2orf68, whose product is annotated as chromosome unknown C2orf68 homolog. The transcript has 3 exons. The coding region runs from base 40 to 474 and encodes 144 amino acids. NCBI's taxonomy places the organism in Eukaryota, Metazoa, Chordata, Crocodylia, Alligatoridae. The record is from RefSeq and is a predicted model, not a curated record.
GUUGAGAGCCCCUGCCCCGCCCUAGGCUUCUGCCCCCCCAUGCUGGGGAGCGCUGGGAGACACCCGGCCUCAUGCCCUGCUGCCCGCAGGGAUGACUACGACCGGGAGAUGAAGCAAGCCAAGGAGAAGGUGAAGAAGAGGCACACGCCAACACCCCCGCGGCCCCGCAAGCCCGACCAGCAGGUGUAUCACCCCCGGCGGCGAAGCCAGCCGGACCCCAGCUACAGCCUGGACUAUGAGGGCUCCAGCGAGAGCAGCUCCAGCCCCGAGCCUGACCCUCGGGGCCCCGAGCUAUUCUGCCUCGAGUUUGAAGCCGACAGCGGUGAUGUCACAGCCGUCAUCGUCCACCAGGAUGACAGCCCUGAGGAGGUGGCGCAGCAGGUGUGCGCCCACAGCCCGCUGGAACCUGUCCUGCGCCAGGCUUUGUGCCAGCGGGUGCGGGAGGAGCUGCACAAGCGCCAGGCCAGGCCUUGAGUGGGUGGCGGGCGCUGGGCCUGAGCCUGUCCCGCUGGCCAGCCAAUAAACACUGGUGGGAA